CUACAUAAAAUGGUAUAUUAUUAUAUCCUUUGCCCACCCAAGAUCAGGUUACAACUUUAAGCUAGCCGAUUUCUCCAACAUUUACUGUUUUAACUCCCUACUAUACCCCUAUAUCUCCUUGACAAAGAGAUGGAAAACCCUCAGAGAUCUGCUGAAGACCAGACAAGGAAUGGCCCAUCCAGUGCUGUUGCUGGCGAUCGUCUCAGCUCGCCUAGACGCCGGCUCAAUGAAUUGCUAGACGGGCCUCCUGCCCAGCCCCACAGACCAACUCCCAGCAGACCCUGGGUUCUGAGAGAUUGUUUCGAAACACCACAACCAAAACAUGACAAACAGACUAAAAAUGAUAUGAAAGAUUUCUUCCAGAAUGUGGGAGCAACUGCAACACUCGGGGCGUCGAUCACGUUUGUUCUCAUUACCGUCGAGUUAAAGGAUCCGCAAGAAGUUUCUCAGAAACACUGCUUUUCGUCAGAAACCGUCCGCGUGUUUCUCUCAGUUAGCUGGCUCCUUUUUAUGAUAACUUUAGCGUGCUCAUUCUGGUUUUCUAGGUUGGGCAUCAUGACAGUGUACUCUAUGCUCUGUAUAUACUGGUACACUCUGCCGUCAUAUUGUUGGGGUUAGUGGUCGCCGCAUAUGUUGAAAGCGUGGGAUUUCUUGCUGUAGCCCUGUGUGGAGUGAGUAUUUUUGGGGCCAUUGUAGCCAUUUGCUUCCAAGGUCUGCGUGGAGCGAUCUUCACUGCCGGUCCCAUGCGCAGAGGCGAGCCAUUCUAGUUCUAGCAUUCCCGGGUUCGUUCGAGAGACAAAAAAGACAUACACUGAGGUGUCACCGGUUUUGACUCUUGGGUUUUCAUGGACAUUAAUAGUAAAUUCAACUUAGAUGUAUUGGAAGCUUAAGUUAUAUUUUACAUUUUAUCCUUAAAGUGCC
Messenger RNA from Aspergillus calidoustus, 921 nucleotides. Lineage: Eukaryota; Fungi; Ascomycota; Eurotiomycetes; Eurotiales; Aspergillaceae. The record is from the annotation of a GenBank genome assembly.